UGCGACUGCUUGCCUGCCUGCUUGCGUGCCUGCCUGCCUGUGUGUCUGGCUGCUUGCUCAUACACAUCAGACCGAUAGACUGACGGACAGACAUUCGGAGUUGGCGGUGCAUGAAUGAUGAGGACGAGAGCGAUGUUGGCAUAGCACACUCCCUCCUUCGUGUGUGCGACGUGAAUGACUACUGCUCAGUUACCUGCGACUCUACCGUACUCUACCGUACUCUACUGUACUCUAUUGUACUCUACUCUACCCACUCCACUCCACUCCACUCCAUACGACAAGUGUGGCUUGCGUGCUUGGGUGCCCCGCCUGACGAGCGAGCGAUGCAGGGAAGCUAGGGCGGACCAGCAAGACCUCAACGGCCAUCCGAAAGCCUGGCUGGUGGAGCGAUGGUGCCGGGAUACCAAGGAAUCAAGCAGUGAGGCUUCCGAGUCGCCAGCGCCAGCUACACCCGGCCUAGGUACUUGCUUGACUACUCAUGCAGCCUACUAUUUCUCAGCUGUACAGGGAUCCUCCGUCUCGACCGGCGGCGUUGUUGAGGGCCACGCAACUGCGGGCCUGCGCCUCACAAAGCCACACGUAUUCAUCCCAAGAUUUCCCACCACCACCACCGCCUCCACCACCACCAUCACUGCUGGGACCGGGAUGGAGGGUCACAUAUCAACAACCAACAACAGCGACCAGCAUGCAGCCUGCUGUAACUAUCGCAUUGCACGCCCUAAAAAACCAGCAUAUCGCAACUGGGGACGCACCGCCCACGCACGUGCACUGAACAGGCCAAGCACCCACCACAUUCACCACAUUCACCACCAUCACCACCACCAUCACCACAACCACUAUUAUCUAUCGACACACGAUGAUGCCCUACCCUACAUACAGACGCAUGCCAGUCUCCUACAUCAACCUACACGUCCUUCUCUCUCUCCGCAGGCAUAUUCCAUGGCCACAGCGGAUGGGCUGUGGGGGCCCAUGUCGAGUCGAGUCGACCGAUUCCUUGCUUUCACCUGUCUGUCUGUCUGUCUGUCUGUCUGUCUGUCUGUCUGUCUGUCUGUCUGUCUGUCUGUCUGUCCCUUGACUUUCGGGCCGCCCAUUCGGCGUCCAACUAACUACUGCGGCCAUGACGACUUUGGGACUGUCUCGGCCCGUCGAUCUACGCGCAUGCGAUCACUCACAGCUUUCAACUUUCAUGCACGCAGCUUUUCAAUGCGAGUUCGUGUGUUCGUGUUGGCGCUGGGAAUGUGUAGGCGAGCUGUGCCCUGGUCCGCUAAUUUCCAACCUUCCCCCCCUCCCACUCCCUCACAAGCGCGCAUCGCACCGCAGCAGCGCAGGUGCCGGAGGACGGGACCCAACCUCCCCACCCCAGCACGUUUCCCCGGACUGUCCGGGAAUUACAUAAGUGCACAGAUACUUGGGUAAAUACUUGCUUUAUGUACGCCCCAACGAGGCGGUGGCCAGGUCCGGGAAUGUUGGAUGUCGAAGGCUCCUUGGAACCCUAGAUACCUACCUACAGGAAACGUGAAACGCA
Molecule: messenger RNA, 1525 nt
Organism: Tricharina praecox
Lineage: Eukaryota; Fungi; Ascomycota; Pezizomycetes; Pezizales; Pyronemataceae
Exons: 1
Coding region: 175-1416 (413 amino acids)
Source: RefSeq, a predicted model, not a curated record